GUCAAACUUAAAUCAUUGUCAAAAUGUGAAGAAUUGUUUGGAUUAGAAACGGAAAUAACAAUAUGAAAUGAACUAAUGAAAUGAAAUGGCAGAAGAUAAAUUAUUUGUGUCUUUUGCAUGCCAAAGAUGUUCUCAAUCAUUAAGAUUAGAUGAAUCACUGAACUCUUUUAGUGAACAUACCUCAGCAGAAUUAAAUUUGCCCAUAUAUUCCAACCCUGAAGUUGAUUUGGAAUCCCAGGCUACCAGUUUUGAUCAUUAUGUACCUCCAUGUAGGUUAUCAGACUCUGGUAAUGGAGCCAAUGGCUUUAUGCUAAUAUCUGAUGAAAAUGAGGUAGAUUUGCUCAGUCACCAAUUCAAGGUACAGGCAGCUCUGUUUGAUACACUUUCUGGAAAUUCCAAUAUUGAUCAUCCUCUGUGCGAUGAGUGUACUGAUAACCUCAUCGAAAUUUUGGAUCAACAACUUCAAAUUGCACAAGAGGAUUAUGACGAUUACAGUAGAUAUUAUAAAAUGUUGCAAAGUGAUAAAGACGAACCAAAACUAUCUGAUUUAGAAAAAGAAUUAAGUGAUUUAAAAGCCGAAGAAGUGAGAUUAUUGGACGAGUUGAGCGCCCUAGAACACGAGGAGGAAGAAACCAAAAAAGCUAUUCAAGAACAAGAAGCCAUUGCACAGAAAAUAACUCUAGAAGAGGAUAGGUAUUGGAAAGAGUAUACUAGACAUAGAAGAGAUUUUUUGGUUUUAGAAGAAGAAGCUAAAAGUCUAGAGUGUCAACUCAACUACACAUCAAAUCAAUUAGACAAACUACAGAGAACCAAUGUUUUUAAUGCAACAUUUCACAUAUGGCAUAACGGCCAUUUUGGGACAAUUAAUAACUUCAGAUUAGGACGAUUACCAUCCGCUCCUGUCGAUUGGUCAGAAAUUAACGCGGCCUGGGGUCAAACGGCGUUGUUGCUUUCAUCUUUAGCCCGAAAAAUAAAUCUGACUUUUGAAAGGUUUCGAUUAGUCCCAUUUGGAAACCAUUCACAUAUUGUGUCUCUAGAUGAUGAUAAGGAAUUUCCAUUGUACGGAUCUGGCGGGUUUAAGUUUUUAUGGGAUACGAAAUUUGACAGUGGAAUGGUAGCGUUUUUGGACUGUCUUCAACAAUUUCAGGAAAAGGUGGAAACCUUAGAGAAGGGAAGUAAAGCUUUCUGCUUUCCAUAUCGAACCAACAAGGGUAAAAUAGAAGAUAAAGAUGCCAGUUAUUCCAUAAAAAUUCAGUUAAAUUCGGAGGAACAGUGGACCAAAGCUUUGAAAUUUAUGCUGACUAAUCUAAAAUGGGGUCUGGCAUGGGUCUCUUCUCAGUUCAAAAGCGAUGGAGAAGAAAUUCAAUCUGACAAUUAGUAAUACAAUUUAGGAUUUACAAUUUUACUGAAUGUUAUCUGUCUAGUUACGAAUUUUAUGCAAUAUAUGAUUGAUUUAAGGAUAAGAUUAUUUAAGUAUAAUGUAUUUUUGUUAAAUAUGAUAUAACUGAUAGUCUCGUGUACAUAACUCAGCGUAUGUCUUUUAUGAUUGUUA
Molecule: messenger RNA, 1552 nt
Organism: Diabrotica balteata
Lineage: Eukaryota; Metazoa; Arthropoda; Insecta; Coleoptera; Chrysomelidae
Source: the annotation of a GenBank genome assembly